This is a messenger RNA of Tripterygium wilfordii, 942 nucleotides long. RefSeq names its product SNF1-related protein kinase regulatory subunit beta-3-like. The record is from RefSeq and is a predicted model, not a curated record. The transcript has 4 exons. Lineage: Eukaryota; Viridiplantae; Streptophyta; Magnoliopsida; Celastrales; Celastraceae. Bases 287 to 640 code for a protein of 117 amino acids. Gene Ontology annotation, molecular function: protein binding.
UCUGGAUUCGACCAGUCGUCUUCCACAUUAACAUUAUUACUCAUUUCAUAGCCUAUUUUCAUGUCUGGUGCUUUUGGCGGAUUCUCCUAGACUAAGAGGCCCUUGUUUUUUCUUCUUUCUUCCGUCUCAGAUAAUCUUUGGGUCUGUCGAAAUUCGAAGAUUGAAUUCGUUUUAAAAGAAGGGCAGCAUUGCUGUUGAUUGAUAGCCGAGAGGCUAAAACCUUGGUCGAUUCAGGCUCGUCAACUGAAACUUCAUGAAUUUUCACUGUUAGCCGCAUUUCUUCAACAUGAGCAACCAGUUUGGCAAAGAUCAUGAUGAAGCCACUGUCGUGGGAUUUGAAGUUCCAAAAUCACCUGAUUCCAGUUACAACAAUGUGUACCCCAGAGAUGAAGAUGAGGCACGGGACCCGCCUAUUGUCCCUCCACAUCUGCAGCGCACCUUGCUUAGUUAUCCAGCAAGUAGAGAUACUGUGGGAGCUCUUCCGUCACCACAAAAUGUGAUCCUCAACCAUCUUUACAUUGAAAAUCGUGAGACCCCGCGAUCAGUAGUGGCUCUUGGCUUCACUCAUCGCUUCCGCUCGAAGUAUGUCACUGUUGUACUAUACAAACCAGUUCCAAGAGGAGGGAGUGCCAGUAGUUAGCGAGCGGAUUGAGUAAACCUUCAUUAGGACUGGCUCAUUUGUCCUUAUCACCAUCUAAUUAGAUUCAAACUAUUUGAAUGCCAUGUUAGGUGCACAAAUCAUUCCUUACCUUUCAAGCUUCUGCAGCAGGUGGAGAUUAGGUUUACCGUACUCUCCCAACUUGACUUAUCAGUUGUUUCUUGGGGGUAAAUUCAGUAUACAUGUAGAAGAUUUUUCAUCCAUAUUCUUUCGAACUAAUGUGUGCUAUAUGGUAUGUGCUUCAACUUGUCGUCUUAUAAAGCCAUCUGAUAUUCAUUCCUAUA